Molecule: messenger RNA, 1944 nt
Organism: Lodderomyces margitis
Lineage: Eukaryota; Fungi; Ascomycota; Pichiomycetes; Serinales; Debaryomycetaceae
Exons: 1
Coding region: 1-1944 (647 amino acids)
Cellular component (GO): nucleus; HDA1 complex
Source: RefSeq, a predicted model, not a curated record
AUGAAUUUGUUACGGAUAUUGGAUAGCACACCAGAGCCUCCUAUCAUUGAGUUGGAGCUCAACGAGACCAACCAAAGCGGAGAUUAUUAUUUGGGUACUCCGAUGUACGAAUAUCAGAAAGAAUUAACUGAUCAAAUUAUAUCACUUCAUUACCCAGAUAUACUAAAGUUUUGUGAAACAAACGACCAAAAGGACAUUAUACUCAAGUCAGUUGAAACAUGUAUUGAAAACUGUAUGCUUGUAUGCACUCAUCCGUAUUUAUUGAUCAGCCAUUAUAUGCCCAAGAAUUUAGCUAUCAAAGAUAUGCCUGCUAAAUUAGCAGAGACGAGUGGAAAAUUCAACGUGUUGAAAGAUUUAUUGAAUGUAAUUAUUCUGAACAAAAAGUCAAAUUUCAAAUCAGUCGGUCUCGUGAUGAGUAACAAUUUGAAACUUUUUGAUUUGAUUGAGGCUUUGCUUAUGGCUUGUUCUGGCAACAAAACAGUCAAGCGAUAUGUGGGAAACAACAUCCAACGAGAGUCGAAAAAGGCGGUCAAAAAUGGAAAUAAUAGCAACGGUGCUACCCCCAAUGGACAUGGCAAUAAGGCGAAAACCCCGACCCAGAUACACCUAAUACCGACCGAUGGUGACAUCCAAAGGGACAAAGAUGUCUUUGAUGCUUCCAAAUUUGAUAUUUUGAUAACUGUUGAUGGGAAUGUCGAUACGGAAACCGAAUUUUAUCAGUCUUUAAAAACAAUGAACCGCUCUUCUGAUGAGAAACACGCAGUUACAAUUCGUUUGUCUCCUUUUAAGACAAUCGAGCACAUAAAGCUCUUUUACAUGAAUGCUGUGGAUGAGCCUGAUUACUUGUACAAACUUAUUUCAUCUGUGGUGUGCUUGAGAGACUUUAUUGGGAACAUACCUCCAGAUAUUUUUCCAAUUUACCACCAAAAGCUUUCAUACUUGGGACCAAACUUCCUUGACCAAGUAUUUGGUGACCGAGUAGAGGCGUACCCUCCGUGGCCAUUACCUGCACUCCCUCUUAUUCAAAAGUAUACCCCGAUUGAUGUGGAGAGAUCGCUAUUGACUGAGGCUCACUUUCACUACACCCCUUAUGGGUUGCAGCCUUUCACCGAAGAAAAAGCGACACCAUCAUACUACGAAACAAAACGUCUAACACUGGACUAUAUCACUAAUCCAUUGAAGAAUUCUUAUAAUGAGUUAAUUGGGAUCACGGGUGCGUCAGAGAGACAAGACACUAGUAUCUUAACUCACAAAUCAUUACUUCAGUUGAAUGCUGCUUGCAGGGAUCUAAGAAGAGCAGAAGAUGAACUCGAUUCAUACAAUGAAUAUGAAUCUGAUGAGAUUCAGAAUCGAAUCGGUAGACGAGAGAAGGAAAAGAGACUUGCAGUCUCGAAAAUCUUUGAUGAUUUAGACCAUUCGCAACAGCGGAUAGACAGUGGCAACAAGUGGUACAGUAAGAAGCAAGAGCAAAUAGAGCAGCUAAAAAUAGCUAGUAAAGAGAAGGAAGACCAAAUUUCGAACUUUCACGAUAAGGUUGCUUCGCCGGAGAAGAAGUCAUACGUGGGAAACCAAUUGAAGAUAUGGGAACUCGAGAGGCAGAUAAAGCAGUUUAUUGCAAAGGUCCAAUCGAAGGAUGACGAAAAGAACUUUACCAAUAAGGAGUAUGAAAACUCAGUAAAUGCUGCGAAGGAGGCAAAGCAAGAACAAACUUUACUAAAAGACAAGAUAGAGGAUACGAAAAGAAAGUAUCAUGAAUAUGAGCAAGACCAAGAGACGAAAAGAAAAGAAUUUAAAGCCAGGCAACAAACCCUUGCAGAUGAAAUUAAGAGUUUGGAAUCUGCAAACGAAGAACUAGAGGCAAAGCUUGGUAAUGGGUUCAGAUUUUUAAAAGACACGGCACACCUUAAAAAGCGCAAAAUCAGAACCAGUACCCCAAGUAAGUAG